This is a messenger RNA of Vigna unguiculata (cowpea), 2245 nucleotides long. RefSeq names its product protein NRT1/ PTR FAMILY 4.6-like. Gene Ontology annotation, molecular function: transmembrane transporter activity. Lineage: Eukaryota; Viridiplantae; Streptophyta; Magnoliopsida; Fabales; Fabaceae. The record is from RefSeq and is a predicted model, not a curated record. Gene Ontology annotation, cellular component: membrane. Gene Ontology annotation, biological process: transmembrane transport.
CUCGAAAUUUCCGCUUCUAAAAUCGGCGAAUUUUGUCACCAAAGCAUGUUGCUGCCAAUCAAAGACGCCAAAUUCUGUCUAAAUAAAUAGAAUUGAGUGUAUAUAUAGAGAGAGAUACUGAUCUUCCCAACCACCAUUGUAAAUCUUCUUCUCAGUCCUGCUCUUUCUACAGAACCGCUCAGUAAAAGUUGUCUGCAUAAUCAUGGAAAGGUCAGUGGUUGUAAGUAUCGAAAAGCAGAUGGUUGAUGAAAAUAAAGAGGAUUGGAAAGGAAGAAGAGCUGAUAAAUUAAAAUACGGGGGAAUGAGAGCUGCUGUGCUGAUAUUAGCUAUGAUUAGUUUCGAGAAUUUGGGAACAUUUUCUCUGGCAGUGAACUCGGUGCCGUACUUCAGUGGGAUCAUGCAUUAUAGUAUACCAGAUUCGGCUAACAUGCUCACCAACUACAUGGGAACUGGUUACAUACUCGCUAUUCCGGUCGCAAUUCUUUCUGACACAUGGAUUGGCAGAUACACAUCUGUUUUAAUUUCUGGCCUCUUUGAGUUUCUGGGACUUGCAUUGCUCACAGCGCAAGCACACUAUUCCAGCCUUAAGCCACCUUCUUGCAACCUUUACGUCAUAACUUCUCACUGCAAAACACCCAGUGGUGGCCAAGAAGCUCUUCUGUACAUUGGCCUAUACCUGUUGGCUUUUGGAAGUGCAGGAGUGAAAGCUUCCCUGCCAUCACAUGGUGCAGACCAGUUUGAUGAAACGGAUCCUGAAGAAGCAAGGGCAAUGUCCACCUUCUUUAACACUCUCUUGUUGGCUGUUUGCAUAGGUGGUGCUGUCAGCUUAACCUUCAUCGUAUGGAUACAAAUCCACAGGGGCUGGGCUUGGGGCUUUGGUAUUGGCACCAUAGUCAUACUUUUGGGUGUCAUUAUCUUUGCAGCUGGAUUGCCACUAUACAGAUUCCGUGUUCGUCAAGGAACAAAUGAUAUCAUUCAGAUCAUACAGGUCUACGUUGCAGCGAUCCGCAAUAGGAAUCUUCUUCUUCCUGAAGAUCCAGCAGAACUGUAUGAGAUUAAACAGGACAAGGAAGCUGCUGAGAAAAUAGAGUUUCUACCUCAUAGAAACAUUCUCAGGUUCUUAGACAGAGCAGCCAUCCAAGUAAAAGAUGAUGUGGAAUCUGAGAAACCACCAAGCCCAUGGAAACUUUGUAGGGUAACCCAAGUAGAAAAUGCCAAAAUUAUUCUUAGCAUGAUCCCCAUAUUCUGCUGCACCAUUAUAAUGACCCUUUGUCUAGCUCAGCUACAAACCUUUUCAAUCCAACAAGGCUACACCAUGGACACCACUUUCACUAAGAAUUUUCAAAUCCCACCUGCGUCCCUUCCAAUCAUCCCAAUUUGUUUUCUAAUCAUCAUUGUUCCAAUCUAUGACCGCAUUUUUGUGCCUGUUAUGCGAAAAAUCACGGGCGUUCCUACUGGGGUUACUCACUUGCAGCGCAUAGGAGUUGGUCUUGUUCUCUCUUGCAUUUCAAUGGCUGUGGCUUCAAUUGUAGAGGUGAAAAGGAAAAGAGUGGCCAGAGACCACAACAUGCUUGAUGCUGUACCAAUACUUAUGCCAUUGCCUAUAAGCACAUUUUGGCUCUCUUUUCAGUACUUUAUAUUUGGCAUAGCUGACAUGUUUACUUAUGUGGGGCUGCUUCAGUUUUUCUAUUCAGAGGCACCUAAAGGUCUUAAGUCUACGUCAACCUGCUUCCUUUGGAGCUCUAUGGCACUUGGUUAUUUUGCUAGUACCAUAUUGGUAAAAAGUGUGAAUGGAGCCACCAAACAUAUCACUAGGAGUGGUGGCUGGUUAGCCGGGAACAAUAUUAAUAGAAACCAUCUAAAUUUGUUCUACUUGUUCCUUUCCAUAGUGAGCCUGAUCAACUUCUUUAUCUAUCUGCUAGUUUCAACGAGGUACAAGUACAGGUCUCAAGGCCCUUCAGUUCCUGCUGCCAAUUCAAAUAAGUAACGGGGAACAAAAAAGAGAGAACUACUUGUUUCUUUUCUUCAUAAUUUUAAGGGAAUGGUCUCUAAGAGAUUCAUAACCAAUGUGAUCUGAAACUAUUUCCCUAUGCCUUUAGGAAGAAUUAAUUUCUAUUUCUAGUUUGCUUUUCACGGCUUCUUUUCUUUCUUUCAAUCUUACCUCAUGGCUGACCAAUUAUGUAGUUCUGUUCUGUGUCUUUUUCUUCGUAUUAUACCAAAAGCAAUAAGAUAUGCAUGAGAAAGA